AUGAAAAGAAAGGCUUGGGAGGAGAUUGCAGAAAAGACAAAUGCUGUCAACUGUUCUAAUUAUGUGCGUUCCGGAGAGGAAAUUAAAAAAAAGUGGACUUUUAUGUCGAGCGAAAGUAAGAAGAAAUUGUCCCUUAAUAAAAGAGAACAGAGAAAAACCGGUGGAGGAUCACUCCCAUCUGGUGCCCAGAUCACCCCCAUGGACGAGAAGAUUGAGGAUGAACAAGCUGCUACGAUAAAGUCAGUUCCAGCUAAACGGAAAAGACGCUACGACGCUGAAUCUGAAGAUUCUACAAGCAAACUGGUAAACAUUGAGCAGGAAAGACUACUUGUAGAAAAGCAGCGUCUUCGUGUCGAAGAAGAUCGACUGGGAGUCGAACGUAAACGCCUGGAAGUUGAAGAAGAACGCUUAAAAUUACAAAAAGAAAAACACAACUUGUAUUUAUGUCAAAUGGGUAUUAUUUCCAGUGUAGAUGUCAGCGUGCAACCGGAAUCUGAGAAGCAUUAA
Saccostrea cuccullata (small rock oyster) is the source of this 507-nucleotide messenger RNA. RefSeq names its product myb/SANT-like DNA-binding domain-containing protein 4. The transcript has 2 exons. The coding region runs from base 1 to 507 and encodes 168 amino acids. The record is from RefSeq and is a predicted model, not a curated record. Lineage: Eukaryota; Metazoa; Mollusca; Bivalvia; Ostreida; Ostreidae.